Gopherus flavomarginatus (Mexican gopher tortoise) is the source of this 3700-nucleotide messenger RNA. Its product is annotated as tigger transposable element-derived protein 1. Gene Ontology annotation, molecular function: DNA binding. Lineage: Eukaryota; Metazoa; Chordata; Testudines; Testudinidae. Bases 2809 to 3465 code for a protein of 218 amino acids. The record is from RefSeq and is a predicted model, not a curated record. The transcript is spliced from 2 exons. Gene Ontology annotation, cellular component: nucleus.
UCUGAAAAGGCAGGUGGGAUGAUGACUGGAUCAAAGACCGACCCCUGCCUUAGAUCAGCAGGGGGAGACUGCUUCAUCUUCUCGCCUCAAUACAUGAUCUAAAAUCCUUUCCACCAGACAAAUUCAUCAACCUCUCACCUAGAGGAAAUGGAUUUUUGUUGUAGUAUCUGACUAUGAAAAAGUAUAGUUAACGAAAUUGGGGGGGGAGGAAAUCAAGAUUUUUAUUGUGACUUAAAUUUAGCCUCUAACUUUAAAUGGGGACUCAUUUUCAUCUUCCACCUUUACCUUCAAAAGGCUUAAUAUAUAUGUUAUUUAAAAUGAGUAUUUGAAUGGAAACAAUUAGACUCAGCCUUAGAGCCUGCUCUCAAACCCACGGAAAUCAAUAACAAAACUUUCAUUAAUUUAAGGGAGUGCAAGAUCAUUGGAUGUGCUAGGCCUAUUCAUGAAAAGUAGCCAUGAUUUUGUGUGCUGCCCACACCACUUGAUUUCAGAAACUCGAGAUUUGUUCAAAAGUCUACUUUCCAUGUUUAUCACAUAAAAUAUAACCCAAUGCUUAAACCAGUAGACCACACUGCCAAAAAGAAGCCAGAGUAAUAACUAGCAUGUUAAUAAGGAACUUUACACAAUAAGGACACUACACCUCAGAUAAAUUCUGUGAUGCAAUAUUUGAAAAAUUGUUUGUUUUUCUCUUAAGUGGUUCUCAAACCUUCCGUAGUGUGGACCACAUCUUAAAACAAAGAUGAUCUCAUGGACACCUCUCUUCACAUUCAUGACCACUCAGACCAGUCUUCCCUCCCAUUUGGAAUCACAUGCUAUCCCUGAAUAGCUUUAAGCAGUACAAUACAAGUAUUAGCUAACACAGGUUGGCACAAGAUGCAAAGUGUAGACCUAGAUUAAAACUUUCCCACAGUUCAAGGUUGUUCAGCAUUUGGGUUUGGGCCCAUCUCUUUUAACUGGAAGAGCAGACUACUUACCGUACAUCACCUAGAUCAAUGGUGAAUUAGGCAUCAAAACCAGAUCUACUAGAUUUAUUUAGCAUGAGAGUUUGGUCACAGAAGUUGUGUGUCACCUUUGUGACCUAAUAUUGAAGCAACCUAAGGUGAAAUCCUAUUGAAGUUAAUAGGAGUUUUGUCAUUGACUUCAGUGGGACCAGGAUUUUACCCUGGAAUUCCAGUACUUUCUGCUAACCUGGAUGAAUCCCUGGAUCCCUUGCCAUUCCGCCAAGAAAUCAAGGAGUUAGAGAUUUCAGUGGCAGCAUCAAAUAUAUAUAUUUUGACCAAAGUACCUUCCAUGUGAAGAAUCUGGAAGGAUGUAUGGAUAUAACUAACACAGCUGAAACUAUGUGGCUAAAAAUACAGAAGAGAAAGAACAUCCAGCUGGAGUCCUCAUUUUAAAGUGCAGGUAUACUUUGAAAGGGGACUCUGUAAAUGUGGCAUCAUGGAGGUUUAUGGUUUUGGGUGUGGGGGUUGUCUCUUAAAUAGUGCAGACCUAAAUUUACUCAGUUGAAAUUAUUUUUUUUUUACUAACUGCUCUGCACGCACCUUGUGAUGUGAAAGUCAACCUGUACAGUACUUUUUUAGCUCAUACCUCAACACCAUAAUGGAAAUUCUGCCAUCAGAAGACAGUAAAAUGUUCUGUUGUUGAUGCAUGAGAUAGAAUAGAAUGCAACUCAGUCUUUGAUGAUCAUAUUGUCUCUGCAGUACUAAGUGGAGUAAAAAGUACAGGUGAGUCACAUCAUACGUGCAUUUAACUUAACUCGAAUUCAACUAUGCACCCUCGGCAAAAAAAAGAGAAACAAGAUACCUGUAAAUAGUGCAAGUGAUUCCACCCACCAUUCCACUCAAUGAGCAUAUGCCCCGGAGUGAGCGUGAGAUGGAAUAUGUGAAUCUGUUAUUCCCUCUGUUGGUCUCAGUUCCCACGUGCCUCUCAUAGUGUUAGCAUCUCGCCACACUGAGUGUGAUUCCAGUGUUUAAAGAUACGUAUUUUUCGUACAACAUGGCCCCUAAAUGCAAGCCACCUACAUCUGUUGCUCAACCGAAGAAACAGCGAUCUGUUCCAAUGCUGGAGGAAAAACUGACUGUGUUGGACUUAUUGAGAGACGGUGUGUCGGUCUCCAACAUGGCACGUAAAUAUGGCCACAACGAAUCUAGCAUCCGUGCCAUCAAGAUUCGAGAGAGAAAUUUGUCAAGCCAUGGCAUCAAGUGCGCCAAUAAUUGCUAAGGUGACGAACCAAGUGCAUGAUAAGACUUUAGUGAAGACUGAAAAGGCAUGAAACUUAUGGCUGGAAGACAUGAACCGUAAAUGUGUGCCUAUGGAUGGCAACGCGUUGUGAGAAAAGACUCUUAGCCUCUACGCGCUGUUCAAACCUCCCACUGAAGAGGGACAGCCUUCUGAUAAGAAGGAAUUCAAAGCCAGCCACGGUUAGCUUAACAGUUUUAGGAACCGCUUCAACUUCAAAAACAUGCAGACUACUGGUAAAGCUGCAUCUGCCAAUGAAGAGGCAGCAAAAGCCAACCCUGAACAAUUAAAGAAAAUCAUGGAAGAAAAGGGCUAUCUUCCGGCUUUUUAAUGCUGACAAGACUGGGCUCUUCUGGAAAAAAAUGCCCAACCGCACUUACAUUUUGAAAUCAGAAAGACAAGCCCCUGGAUUCAAAGCAGCUAAAGACUGUGUGACUGUGUUGUUUUGCGGCAAUGGGGCUGGGCAUUUAAUAAAGCCAGGCUUGCUCUACAGGGCUUCAAAUCCCCGUGCCAUAAAGGCAAGAACAAAAUCUCCUGCAUGUGUUCUGGCAAUCAAAUAAAAAGGCUUGGAUGACGGCAGCAUUAUUUCUGGAUUGGUUCCACAAGUGUUUCAUUCCGGAGGUCAAGGGGUACCUCAAAGAGAAAAGACUUGACUUUAAAGUGUUGCUGAUCGUAGGCAAUGCUCUUGGCCUUCCUGCGGCACUCCGGUUUGCACAUAAUGAUGUUGAAGUUGUCUUUCUCCCCCCCAAUACCACCUCCAUCCUCCAGCCUCUUGACCAAGGCAUGAUUUGCUCUUUCAAGGCCGUGAACACGAGGCUUACGUUCUCACAGAUAUGUAGCGCUAUGGAUGCUGAUCCCAAUCUUAACGCGAUCGAGUGUUGGAAGUUCUUCAAUGUUGCCAAUUGCAUCACUUAUAUUAAACAGGCAAUGGAUGCAGUCAAGCCUGAGACAGUCAAUGCAUGUUGGCGAAACCUAUGGAAAGAAUGUGUGAAUGAUCUUAAGGGUUUCCCAACCAUUGACAAAGAAGUGAAACGCAUUGUUCAGGUAGCCAGGCAAGUGGGUGGUGAUGGCUUCCUGAAUAUCCUUGAGGAAGAAAUUGAAGAAUUAAUUGAGAGCCAUAGAGAAACAUUGACUAACGAAGAGCUAGAGGAACUGAUAAAAUUGUCUACAGAAGACGAAGAUGAUGACGACGAACAGGAAGAGCCAGCAAGUUGGAAUCUUGAAUGAUUUAAUUUCUGAAUACCAUCCCUCUAUGGAACGAAGCCUCAAAAUCACACGUAGUAUUACGAACGAUUUGAGACCGUAUCAAGAAAUGUUUGAGCAGCUCAAGCGACAACAGCGACAGUUGCCGAUCACCAUGUUUUUCGAGAAAAAACAACCAGCAGCAGAUGAGCCUACACAAUCAACUUCUUGAGCUGAACCAGAGCCAAUCACCAGAUAAGUAUGCCCAGUGGUUGGUGAU